Molecule: messenger RNA, 1281 nt
Organism: Hirsutella rhossiliensis
Lineage: Eukaryota; Fungi; Ascomycota; Sordariomycetes; Hypocreales; Ophiocordycipitaceae
Product: major facilitator superfamily transporter
Exons: 3
Coding region: 1-1281 (426 amino acids)
Source: RefSeq, a predicted model, not a curated record
AUGGUGACCAAGUCGCCUACCACCCGGAACUCGUCGCCGGCUUCCUUUUACGCGGCAAAGGACUCGGAGACGCAAGGGUCGGCAACAUCCAGCAGUCCUGUCACUCCCUGUCCGUACAGUGAGGCGCGACAGCUGCCUCGCGAGCUCAAAGACCAUUGCCAGAUUUUUCUCGAAGAACAAAUCCAUACUUGUGCCAUCAAUUUGCUCAACAGCAUGCUAGGCUCCGGCAUUUCCCGGCAAGUUCCAACCAGCAAGACCGUGCCGGUGCCGCCCCCUAGCCAUCUCGCACUUUUGGGCACGCUGGUUAUUCAUCCGUUGCAUACGACUCGUGCAGACAAGCCGGAUCACCUGAUCGUGUCCUCCCUGGCGCUUAAUUACUUGCGCAACGUCCUGACCAUCGCUGGACCCAUCAACGCCGGAUUCCGCGUCGCCUUCCAGUUCCACUCGACACCGAGAUGGGCCCGCCAAUCCGAUCGUCCUGGCUCUGCCAGCGAUAGCGACAUGUCCGACGGCGACUCGAACGGCGACCUGGAUCAGUUGCGGGGUGCAAUGGCAAAUGAGGCGAGUGUUUGGAGCCGAGGCCAGGACUUGUGGUCCACGGUGGGCUGGGCUUUCAACACGGCGACAGUGCAUCCUCACCGGUGGCGCUACUGGAAAGUGUGGCUCGGGUUCAUGCUCGACGUCCUCGAUGCCGACUGGGCCGAGAGGGGAAGACUUGAUCAGGAGGCCCACGAAACCAGUGGCAAGCGCGGACACGAGUCCGUUGCGUGGCGCACGGAAUCCAUGAUUUACAUGUAUAUGAAUCAGGACGGUCGUCAGACGGGACACAAGCGAAUUAUGAACGCGCUCUUUGCCGACGGGGGAAGCCAAUCCUUAUCUGCCUUCUUGGAGGUGUUCGAAAAGGAGCUAAGGGGGCCUAAGAAGGCGUCGAGAAAACGGAAAUGGGAGCAAGCCCUCGACCUGAAAAGCGACAAGUUCGGCGACUACUUUGAUGCUGAUUCGAUAUCAUCCAGUAUUUCUGAGCCGCCAACGCCGGAAAAGCGCCGCGGCGCGAGCAGGGAUGUCUCGUUUGGCUGUUCGAAUCCCGGUCUAGUCGAAUCAAUACGUCUCCGACUGAGGUUCUUCAAGCUUCUCUCUGCUGCCACCUCGGUGCUUCGCUGGCGGUUGGACCUUAACCAGCUCCACGAUGGCUUUGCGGCAGGCAUCAAGCUGCUCCCUCUGCAGAUGUUUGCUCUGAUCCUAGAAAUGUGGAUCCAGAAGGCCAUGCCAUGGGCAGCUUGA